CGCUGCUGCCCGGCCGGGUGGGAAGAGGUGUGAUGUCCAAGGUGCUAGCGAGCGAGAGCCGCGCAGCAGGCCCACAAGAGGAUUGCCCGGGCAGCUCCAGAAGGAGGAGCUGGGGGCUGUUGGCCACGGCUGGUGUCGGUGGGACCUUGGUGGCGCUCUAUGCUGUGGUCACCCCCUUCGUGAUCCCGGCUCUGAGGAAAGUGUGCCUGCCCUUCGUUCCUGCAACUUCCGCUCAGAUCCAGAAUGUGCUGAAAAUGCUAGAAAACAGAAGCGGUUCCCUAGUUGACAUUGGUAGCGGGGAUGGCCGUAUUGUGAUAGCAGCUGCAAAAAGGGGAUUCAAAGCAGUUGGUUAUGAAUUAAAUCCCUGGCUAGUCUGGUACUCCAGAUACCGUGCCUGGAGAGAUGGGGUACAUCAGAACACCAAAUUUUAUAUUUCAGACUUAUGGAAGGUUUCUUUUUCCCAUUAUACGAAUGUUGUUGUUUUUGGGGUACCUCAAAUGAUGCCACAGUUGGAGAAGAAGCUGCAAAAAGAACUUGAAUGUAAUUCCAGAAUCAUUGCCUGUCGGUUUCCUUUUCCUUGCUGGAUCCCAGAUCAUACAACUGGAGAGGGAAUAGACACUGUGUGGGUCUAUGAUUUGAAACGUUCUAGAGGAUGUGAAACAAAAAACUUGGGAAUUACACCAAAGACAGAAUCCUAAACAUCUGAUUUGGUUUUGUACUGAAAGUUUUGUCUUUGACUUCACCUGUUAAAGAUAAGUUUAAUGUGAAUAGAGCCCCAGGAUAUGGAGAUAUAUAUGCACUAAUAUAACUGAAGUACACCAGUUAUCUGAAAGCACACAAAGAUUAGUGAAAGGUGUAGUUAAAUGGCUUAAUGUAGUUAGUAAAAAUUAUGAGAAAGUUUAAUAGAAGCGGAAAACUUUAAUAUGGAAAAUGGGAUAAAACAUGGUUCACUACUGUUAAGGGGAAUAUAUGUGUAAGUUAAAAUGCUCAAAUUGGCGAAUUUAAUAUGUGCAUUCUUUCUGAACCGAUGUAGCGUUUGUUAUUGGUGUUGGAAGUGGUGUGCAAGUAGCUUCUCAAAUGAGCCGUGGUUCCCAAAUGUCUUAAUUAUGUAUGCCAAGUAGGCAUAAUGCUGCAUACGUCAAACUGAUGCAGACUGAGUAUGAUGAUAAUACCAAUGUUUUACACCUCAGCAUUGAAUGUGUACUUUUUAAAAUUGAGUAUGACGUAACAAGCAAAUAUAACAAGUUGCUUAUUCAUUAAUAGACGUGCAGCCCUUGAUUAUGUUCAUGUGUUUUUAUUUAACUUGUUAUGUGAAGACAAAACUGCAGAAAUAUGCUCUUACUCAAUGCUUACUGGUAUAAGCCUUUGCAAAUGACCAUGAAUCUUCCUAACCUCUCUGAUUUAGGAAGGGUUUCAAAAGUCACCCAUUUGGCAGUGAAGUGGUCACCACUUCUGUGUGCUCAAGCCUUGAAUAAGGUACGGGUGAGAGUUUCUUAUCUGAAUGUGUCAUGAAGACAGUCUCCGAUUCCAGAGCUAGCUGGUCUGGCUAGCUUGGUUAAAUCUGAUUAGAUCUCAUUUAAUUUAUAGUGAGAUGGGAAGGAGGUUUUCAGUCAGGCUGCUUUUCCCCUCUGCUUUUCUGUGCCAUCUGAUGAGAUCUCAAACUCAUGGCAUUGUUGCAUGGCUUUUCCUUGGAAGUGAAGCAAGUUCUCCCUGUCCUUUUGCUGAUACUGGUUUGCAGUGGGGUAUUGUUGCUGCUGUGACAUUUUCCUUUUCUAACGUCGUUGCAGCACUCUUCUAUUUUAUUUCUUUUGGUUCCCAGGUAAAGUUACACAACUGUAAACAUGGAGACUGUAUGUAUCAAAGAACACUGAUUUCUGGUAAGCAGUCUUCUACAGCCUUUCACUGCAGUGCAACAUACUGCAUCUUGUAAAACGACACUAAACUCUUUCUACUGUGAUUAUAAGUGUUAUGAUUAUUACACAGUGACAGAACAGGGCUACAGUGGCUUAUCUAAAAUGUCUGAAUUUGCUUUAAUAUCCCAAGGCCCUAAAACUGGAACCUCAGACAAAGGAAAUCUGAUGUUAUUUCUAUUGGAAAAAGACCAUACAAAGGGGAAAUUAGCUAAUUAAGCUGAGUCCUUCCCCAAAUGAUUAUAAAGGAGAAGAGGAGGCAGAAGAUUUUGAUCAGGUGUGUUGUGACUAAUCUCUGUAGUGCUGUGCUUUGACGCAAGUUUCUACUGCCUACUUUCACCAAAGUUAGUUUGCAGGGAAUGAAGUGGGUAUUUACUUUUUCUGUAGUGUUUGGCUAUAUGUUUGUCUAUUGCAUUAUCGUUUACCUGUUAAAAGGUAAAACUGAAUUUCUCAAUUCUGCCUGUGGUAAAGGCUUUGGGGUGUGUACUUAGUUACCACCUAUCGCUCCAGAAAUAUUUGUUGGGGAGGGCGAGAUAAAAUGAAUGAUGUGAUGGCCUGAGCUUUAGGAGCACUAAGUGCUGUCCUCAAGGCAUGGAGAGAUUUAUGAAUGCUUUUAAAGUAAAGCAGGGUGCUGUUUCUUGCCCUGGCCAUUUACUUUUGGGGGCCUACACUGAGACAGUAGUCUGAAGGUUUGGAAUUCCUUAUUACAUAAGAAAAUGUGCUGUAUUUCCUGUUUCCAUGGCUGGUGUAAAAUGGAAAGCAAAUUCCUCUAAUUUACGCAGGGGGACUGGGAAAGCAUUUUCUGGUCGCGUUCUCAAUUUUUCUAUCGCUUUCUCUGUUCAUUAGGUAGUUUACAAGAUUAAAUACUUAACUGUGACUUCAGUUAUCACUAUAUGGAUUAUUAUGUUGAUACACUUCCAAUUGCUAGGGUAAUGUAUUAUGAUUUUGUUGAUAUGCUACUUCUGAAAACCAGGAGAGCCUUAGAGAACUGGCUUAAUCAAAUUAUCUUGUAGGUCUGAAGCCAAAAGAAGGCAACAUUCAAGCUACACAUGCUGUUCAAUACCAAAGUAAUUGAGAUACACAGAAAAACCUGUAGUUUAUCUUUGUUUAUGUUGUUUAGUAGAAUCACUUGCCUUUUGGGAGUUACUUGUUUUAUUCCUUCCGUGUCCUGCCAGAUCUUGGCAAAAAAGUUGCUGCAUUGCUGAAUGAGUAAUGCUUUACUGAAAUACUGUAGAAUUUGAUCUGUUUGAAAAUAAUACAGGUCAGAAUUCUCCAGGAGUCAGACUUUCAUAUUAUUUUUUUUUUUUGCAUUGAAGCUCAUUAUGUCCCCAACAGGCUUUGUGAUGCAAGAUCAAUUGUACCAAUGCAUUGUCUGAGUGCUACAAUUCUAACUUUGUAGUUUUCUAUUUUGCAUAAAUUGGCUUUCUAGGGAGAAGGAGAAGGGUAUGGCUACAAGUGAGCUGUCGUAUAUGCAGGUUGCUCUGUAUGCUGCACAGUCACUACAGCUACACAGCAAUGUCAGCCAAGCUUGUCCAGAUUUGUUUGUGAAAUGUGCACAUAUUUUGUGAGCUUUAGGCAUUUCUGUAUUACUGAGUGUACUGAAGUUCUUGACUUAUCCUCUGGCCUGAUUAUAUGCUGCCACUUAAUCUAAUAUUGCUCCGAGGAAGUUAAUCCUCUGUCUCUGAGCUGCUGUUUAUUUCUGACUCAUGAGUUGUAGCCAGGUAAAAAGGUACAGAAUCAAGUCUAAAAUAAGGUACCACAUUUCAUAAGCCAGUUGAGUAAGGUCUGCGGGGAAAAAAGUUCCAAAGCCCAGGCUUUGGGAAAGUCUUUCACCUUUAAUGAAGGACACAACUCAGGAGGUGACAGAGGUUUUCUGAAUUCUGCAUAAGUUUUUUUUUUUUUUAAGAAGGACUUGAGCUUUGCUUUUUUCACGCGUGUGUUCUUUAAAAAUUUUUACCACUGUAGUACCAUUCCAAGAUCUACAGGGGAGGGGAAGUAAGCAGAGGUAGCAUUUUGUUUACCUCUUCUUUUGAGCUAUGGGAGGAAGGAAAUCUUACAGCCCAAGUAUGGCAGUUCGAGCUGUUUCAAAAGCAGUUUGACAGACUUGUGCAUCAGCAGCGUAUUUCUCAUUGGAUAGGAGCGUCCAUUCUAAGAGUGGGCUGUGAUGAGCACUCACUCAGAAGUGGGUUCAUGGCUGAUGCCGUUACACUUGAAUGAGCACUAAUUAUUGAUAGAUUGACUCAUACUUCUGUAGUUUUGCUUUGCAUAAUGGUUUACAAAUACCGAGGCAUUUAUUCAAGAAAGCACAUGGAUCCUUCAAAUUCAUGGUUGAAAAGGGCACCCCAACAUCAGAUUUAAUGCCAGUAAAUUCUGCUUAGAGUGCCAAGUUUGUAGUUCUCUAGUUUUACAAUGUAGCCCCAACUUGUUUUUCAGAAGUAACAUAUGUUUCUUCUGGAAGACUUCUGGAGUUCUUGAUAAGACAAUGGGGCAUCUGUGUUUAACUUAAAAAUGACUCUUGAGUGAGAACUGCAGAAUUAAUAUUUUCAGUUUUUUUCUUUUUACGAUAAUCUUUCUAUUCAUCAUUGUAUGCUUCACUGAAGGAGACUUAUACAUGGAUAGUUACCAUUUUUUUUUCUUCAUUCUUUUUCUGAAUUCUUCUUACUUCAGUGUUUGCUUUUAUUUUUUGUAUUCUCUUUUUACAGUUUGACUGUUUGACUUAAAUUCAUCAGAUCUUCUCACUUCCUGUAAUAUUUUUUUCUGUAAACUAGUUGCCUUUUUUCCAGCAACUUUGCAGGAAGGCUAAAUAUGUUAAGGAACGUCCUUUUUCUCUCUAACAUUUCAACAUGUAUUUAACUAACCUCCUUGAUUUAUUUAGCGGUCUGUAUGCUGACAUAGCAUGACUUUUGUUUCCAGUAAAUGAAAGAAAAACACAUCCGCUCAUAUGGUAUUUAGACUGAAAAAUAGCCUCAGUCUACAACAAUUCUCACUAUUUAGUAGUUUUAAGUACUUAAUUUCACAUUUUUAUUAUAUUUUAUCAGAUGGAAAAUGAAUACAGGCCUUUUAUCCGUUCAGUAGUUCUUUGGAUAUGGGUUGUUUGUUCAGGUGGGACUUUUGCUGAUGUCUUUUUCAUAGUAUAAUGUUGGGCUUUCUAUUAGAGGCAUUGGUUGAAAUGUUGGACUGAUGUUUUUCCUGCAAAGUGCUGUGUAGUCCUUGAAGAAUCACUGUAAUACAAUCCAGUGAACUGCUAACAUUGGUAAAAAUUAACCUGCUUACCAGUAAAUGUGCAGGGAUAUUUUUCAGCUUACUGUAUAUGUUGUGGUUUUUAAAAAUAAAGUAGGCUUUUGAAGACCCAUAUACAGCUUGUGGCAUAAAGUUUUGAGGUGAGCAGAGGUCUUUUGCAAGGUCAGAAGCAGUAAAUUAAUGGCUUUCAACCUGAGCUUUGUGAGUACUUUCUGAGCAAUCCACAAAAAGUAAUUUAAAAAGCAGAUGUACUAUCAGUGGGUUUAUAUUUGCUGCCUGUGGUUGUGUCCUUCCAUUGGAAUAUUUUAAUGUCUCUGAAAUGAUCAUUUGAGAAUCCCUGAACUAAAAAUAAAGGUUUAUGUAAAACAUUUGCUAAAAGGAAAUGAGUUUAUCAAAGUGAGGAUUUUUUUUCUUCUUUCUGUUCUUGCUUGCAUGGACUGUUGAGCCUUGAAGCUCUGCAGUAUACAAAUGUUUGAGCCUCUGUCUUUUAUGAUAGGCUUGUAACUUCACGUUUCCCUAUGUGAGAGUAGCCACAUGGCUUUGCAUAUUCCCAUUGUGUUCUAAUAAUUCUAGAUUUUUAUGUAAUCUAUGAUAGAUCUGGUUAAAGGGUUUA
This is a messenger RNA of Egretta garzetta (little egret), 5763 nucleotides long. RefSeq names its product ATP synthase c subunit lysine N-methyltransferase (gene ATPSCKMT). The record is from RefSeq and is a predicted model, not a curated record. NCBI's taxonomy places the organism in Eukaryota, Metazoa, Chordata, Aves, Pelecaniformes, Ardeidae. Gene Ontology annotation, cellular component: mitochondrion. The transcript has 5 exons. Bases 33 to 698 code for a protein of 221 amino acids. Gene Ontology annotation, molecular function: protein-lysine N-methyltransferase activity. Gene Ontology annotation, biological process: peptidyl-lysine trimethylation; regulation of mitochondrial ATP synthesis coupled proton transport; positive regulation of proton-transporting ATP synthase activity, rotational mechanism.